AUGAGCAGCAGAGGAAGUUCAAAGAGUAAAAUCUCAGAUAAGGAUCCCAGAUCGUCUGGUACUGACAGUUCACCGUCUGCCGGAAAACAGCAGAAAAAAACAGCAGAUAAAAGCGAGAAGCCGUCAAAAGGAAACGAUGAGGGGAAGAAAACAACCACCAAAUCAACCAGCGCCACAAGAGCAGAGAGAUCAGCUGAGACCUGUUCAAAUUCACCCACCCACAGUGCCCACGCAAAUCCAGGAGUCUCUACAUCUAAAACAUUACAAAGACAAAGCAAAAGUUUAGAAGAGACGAGAGGAAACGGAGAGGUGAAGAAAAAAACAGCAGAUAAAAGCGAGAAGCCGCUAAAAGGAAACGAUGAGGGGAAGAUAAAAGCCGCCAAAUUAACCCGCGCAGUGAAGGAGGGAGAUUCACAUCACCAUACCGAGAAACCGGCCGAUCCGCGGUACUCCGAUACUCCAUCAAGUCCAAAAUCUGACACCAAGAGGAAAGUUACCGGUUCGGUGAGGAAAGCGCCCAGCACCGAGUCUCAAACUCCAGGCGCAUCUGAAGGUAAAACUGUCCGAGCUGGUGGGAAACAUGAGGACAAGAAACAAUCACCUCCUGAUGCUUCUGGUGCAGUCAGGAAAAAGAAAUCAAUAGAACUGUGUAGAGGAAACAGUGUCACUCCAUCUGAUCCUGACACAACUGGAAAAGAUCCAACAACACCAACAAGUGCCAAAGGGAAACAUGGGCGGUUGGUUAGAAGUGGCUCCAGCGUGGACAAAAGUCCAUCUAAAAUCCUCCAGGAUGUUCUUGACAAGUUAAGGGUCAAAAAAAGUGACACAUCUGUGUCAGCUAAAUGUGUCAAUGACAUUCAGGAAAAAAUAAUAUGUCAUUUGAAGAAGAACCUGAACUGGUGUGAGGACAUCAAUGUGCUGAAGACUGGAAGUUAUUAUGAACAUGUUAAAAUCUGCGAGCCUGAUGAGUUUGAUGUGAUGCUAACAGUAAACAUUAACAGAGCUACUGUGAACCCUUACUCAGAAGAUGGAGCUUUUUACAGUGUUGAAAUGAAACGGGAUCCAAAAAGUUUAUUAAAUAAAUUUCUAGAUGAGAAAGGCACCAUUAAAGCCAGCGAAAUGCUCGAGGAAUUCCGAGAGGAAGUAAAGAAGGCUGUAGAACCACUGAAAGAAACAUAUAAAAUUAACGUCAACAGAAAGAAGAAGGGCUGUCCUGCUGUUACACUUGAGGUAAAGAACGAUGGCAAAGAGAUUUCCAUCGAUUUCGUGCUUGGGCUGGAGGUCAGUGGAAGUUGGCCAGCUUUCACUAGAGAUGGCCUCAAGAUUGAAACAUGGCUUGGCCAUAAAGUAAGGAUGGAACAAAGACGUAAACCAUUUUAUUUGGUGCCAAAAUAUGAAGGCAGAGGCAAUGUGGAGCAAGAUGGAGUUACUGCCAAGGAUGCUUGGCGCAUCUCUUUCUCGCACGUGGAGAAGGACAUGAUGAUUAACCAUGGUAAUUCCAAGACAUGCUGCAACACUGGACCAAAAUGCUGCAGGAAGGACUGUUUAAAACUUCUAAAAUACCUCGUGCAGCAACUAAAAGAGAUGCACCCAAAGGAAGCAGACGAGCUUUGCUCCUACCAUGCUAAAACAACUCUUCUUCAUGCCUGUGCUACCCGGGUGGAAGACAGUAAGUGGGCAGCCAGUGAGCUUAGUCACUGCUUCCAGCAGCUCUUGGAGGACUUUGAGAAGCAUCUGAAAGAUGGUCAGCUUUCCAACUUCUUCAUUCCCUCACAAAACCUUUUAAAAAAUCUCACCAAUAAAGGAGGCAUCGCCCUGGUAAACUGCAUCCAAUACCAGCGCAACAACGGGUUUCCUCUUUUCCAACAAGAUAACACACGGGGCACUCCAAAACAGACCGAUGUGCCAAAGUUGGGUGUUUGUGAUUGUGAAAAAAAUACUGACUAA
Messenger RNA from Trichomycterus rosablanca, 1947 nucleotides. It is a transcript of the gene cgasa, whose product is annotated as cyclic GMP-AMP synthase a. Gene Ontology annotation, biological process: negative regulation of double-strand break repair via homologous recombination; positive regulation of type I interferon production; activation of innate immune response. Gene Ontology annotation, cellular component: site of double-strand break; cytosol; nucleus. The record is from RefSeq and is a predicted model, not a curated record. The transcript has 5 exons. Gene Ontology annotation, molecular function: chromatin binding; double-stranded DNA binding; 2',3'-cyclic GMP-AMP synthase activity. The coding region runs from base 1 to 1947 and encodes 648 amino acids. NCBI's taxonomy places the organism in Eukaryota, Metazoa, Chordata, Actinopteri, Siluriformes, Trichomycteridae.